Molecule: messenger RNA, 1377 nt
Organism: Fraxinus pennsylvanica
Lineage: Eukaryota; Viridiplantae; Streptophyta; Magnoliopsida; Lamiales; Oleaceae
Source: the annotation of a GenBank genome assembly
AUGUCAUGGUUGGCCCGAUCCAUAGCCAACACUCUCAAACUCGAUGACGACGAUGACGACAGCGGGGUAAACAAGCCCCAAUCCGGAUCCGGAACCCCAAAACAUCCGGACAAUGAUGCCGCGUCUUCAACUUCACCAUCACGUGGUGUCAAAGAAGACCUGUCGGAGCUUAGUAAAACCCUCACCAGCCAUUUCUGGGGCGUUGCAUCAUUUCUAGCCCCUCCACCGCAGCAGUCCCAGUCCGACCGGGAUUCGGAGAAUAAGUUGGUAGAGGAUCCGGAUGGGAUUGUGGGGAUCAGGAGCGACUUUGCGGAGAUCGGGGGGAAGUUUAAGAGCGGGAUUUCAAGGCUGUCGAAUAACAUCAACGUUUCUGAAAUUACCAAAAUAGCUACAAAUUUCCUACAAGUGGAAUCGGAUGACGAAGAAGAAGGGAUUAGAGACGAUUCGAGGAAAGGAGCAGUGGGCGUGACUGAGGAAGUGAUAGCUUUUGCAGGAGAUAUCGCGAUGCACACUGAGACUUGGUUGGAUUUCCCAUUACCUGAAAGUGAUGAUGAAGAUUUUGACAUGUCUUGUGCACAACAAGAACACGCCUUAUCUGUUGAGCAUCUUGCCCCAAGAUUAGCUGCUGUGAGGAAUGAGCUUUGUCCUGGAUAUAUUAGUGAAAGUUACUUCUGGAAGAUCUAUUUUGUACUACUACAUCCUAGAUUGGAUAAAAAAGAUGCUGAACUUUUAUCAACACCCCAGAUAGUGAAAGCCAGGGCCUUGCUUGCGCAGGAGUUGAAGAACCUAACUGCAACAAAGCUAGGAUCUUUGGAUCCAAAAGACAGCGCUGUCUCUCAUCAUGAAGAGUCCCUUUCUGUGCCAUCCACUGUUCUAUCUGACAAUGAGCCUGGCAAGGCAGCUGCCCUUGAAUUGGGAACUUCCACUACAGCAGCUGCUUCUGAAACAGUGAAGCACCCAAUUGAAAGUAAUGAAAUUCCAAUUGUUGAAAAAUCUUUGAUUAAACAAGAGGAUACUGAUCGAGCUAAAGAUCAAAAUGCUAAUGAUUCGGGAGAGAAAGAUGAAGAUGAUGUUGAUGAUUGGCUAAAGGAAGAAUGUUCUGAAAUUGGUGGUGCCAGUGGAACAACCAUACCAAUUGAGAAUGAUGAUGUAUCCUUUAGUGAUCUUGAGGACGAUGAUGGAGACAUGCCCUCAAGUUUCAGGAAAGCAAAUGACAGUUCAGAUAAAGACUCACAAGAUUGGGUCCAAUUGAGGAAAAGUUCCUCUGACUCGUCCAAGGAUGGUGAGAUUAAUCACUCUAGCAACGAAAAUGUAAAUGUCCAUGACACGAAGGAAUCAAAUGACUGGCUAGAUGUUGAUGACAUUGAUGUGGUUUGA